AUUCGGACAUUUGUUUCAAUCUUCACCUGACGUUGCAAAGCAAAUUCUGUUUGAUAUCUUUUACCUCAUUCAUUGAAUUAAUUUUUUUUUGUUUUGAUUUAGUUCAUAUAUUUUAUCUUGCAGAAUUGCAAUUCUUACUUGAAAAAAUGCCAGGUAGGUUAAGAAAAUUCUUCAACUGCGUAGCCACCUUUUUUAAAUGUUCGAAACGCUGUAAGCAUGAUAUCCAACUCGAUGAAGAUGAAGCUAUUGAGUCUGCUGAUGUGUGUUGUAUGAUUCCUGGACCUAAAAUAGAAACGUAUAACCCUACGGUGAUUUACUGUAGCCCACGAAAUACUCUGGAUCUCCAAGGCAAACCAAAUUCUGUCUUUCAUGACAAAUAUGACAAAUGUGAAUCAUUUGUACAAAGCAUUCGUUGGUUAAACAUAAAAUCCUUCGAAGAUUCAGACAAUAUUUCUGAGACAGAUCUGUGUGAAAUUAUAACUCCAGACCAAUGGAAGCCUGAAAAUGACAUGCGUUUCCGUUACGGCCAUCAAAUUACGUUGAUGGAUCCAAUCAUAAGUCUGAUGAGAUCCGUGCUUGAGAUGUUGCGCAGACGAUAAUUACCGGCGCAUGGAAAUAGAAAUCGGGAAGCAAUGAUAA
Molecule: messenger RNA, 639 nt
Organism: Octopus sinensis (East Asian common octopus)
Lineage: Eukaryota; Metazoa; Mollusca; Cephalopoda; Octopoda; Octopodidae
Exons: 2
Coding region: 147-599 (150 amino acids)
Source: RefSeq, a predicted model, not a curated record